This is a messenger RNA of Manihot esculenta (cassava), 581 nucleotides long. RefSeq names its product protein RALF-like 33. Lineage: Eukaryota; Viridiplantae; Streptophyta; Magnoliopsida; Malpighiales; Euphorbiaceae. The record is from RefSeq and is a predicted model, not a curated record. Bases 64 to 423 code for a protein of 119 amino acids. The transcript has a single exon.
CAUUUUCAAUCCGCUCAUAUUCUUACAACUUCAAACCAUAGACACAGAGAGAAAACCUGAAAAAUGGGAAGCUCCAAACACUACUGCCGUUUUCUCCUGAUUUCUGCAGUACUAGCCCUCCACGUGGCCUUAUCAACCUCAUCAACUGCAGCCGUUGAUUUCAUCCCAAUGGAAUCGGGUUGCCGCGGAUCAAUCGCGGAGUGCUUGAUGAGCGGCGACCAAGAUUUCCUGAUGGAAUUCGCGAUGGACAGUGAGAUCAACCGGCGCAUCUUAUCAGCUACCAGAUAUAUAAGCUACGGUGCGCUGAGGAGGAACGUUGUGCCCUGUUCGAGACGCGGCGCCUCGUAUUACAAUUGCCGACCAGGAGCUCCGGCCAACCCCUACUCUCGCGGGUGCAAUCGUAUCACUCGCUGCAGGAAUUGAUUUUGUUUUAAUUUUUUCAAAAUUUUUCCCAUUUGUUUUAAGAUUUUUUCCCAAAUCACUGUAUUUGGGGGUGUUUUAAUUGUGAUUAUUAUGUGCUAAUUGUGUCUAGACAUAAAUUUAUGAUGGGUUUAUGGAAUAAAAUAAAAUUUUAAAAUAUA